AUGAAACUCAAGGCAUAUUUUGUUUUUCUGAUUAAUUUAUUGGUACAUGCAGAAUUCAGGUCGAAUUUCAUGUUACGAAAUCCGUCCUAUGAUAACAAAGCAACUAUUGCAAUCCAUGUUUUAUUGACGCCAAACUCCCGUAGUCGUUUAGAGUGUGUAUCUCAAUGUACAGCUUGGGGUGAGUGUAAAUCUGUGAUGUUCAACAUGGACACACGUCAAUGUCAACUUCUGUCUGUCCACAUGGGUGACCAAUCAGACGCAGGACCACAUAAUUCCGUAGGAUGGUUGUACUAUGAGAAGAAGUCUGAUGAUCCGUUGUCAACAACUGCAGCAGCUAGUGUCAUGACUGAUGUGACAACAGUAGUUAACUUUGAAACUACCACCGGAUUUGAUUGCGCAAUAUGGCACCAGCAUUCGGGUCAUUGGUACUUGCUGGAUUCUCAAUACAGAACAUUCAAUGACUCAAGGAAUUUUUGUGCCAGCCUGUCUCCACCAUCUUAUGUUAUUGAAGUACAAUCUGAAGCGGAAAACGAUUGGAUCGUCGAGCUUACAUCUAACCGAUGUGGAGUACCUCACGAAUACUGGCUGAACGGCUACGAUACAGAUAACUCUGGGACGUUUACGUGGAUUGACAGUCAAACUCCGUCAACUUACACAAACUGGUACACUGGUGAACCGAAUGAUUCUAUAGGCAUUGGUACUGAGAAUUGUAUUGCAUCAUCUACUGGAUAUGGAGGAGUGUGGGUUGAUAUUCCAUGCUCAAUGACAAGACCGGUUGUUUGUGAAAGAAAUUUUUAGAAGAGAUAUAUGAAGUGACCAAUCACGGAGAACCCAAACCAUUGUUGAACAUGUAGAAAGAACAGAUUAGUUUAUUCAACUAGACACGAUCUCGUUGCGAGCAACGAGGAGGUCUUCCGUCCGAUUUUUAGAAUACGGAAUUACCUUGCUCUUGAUCUUCGUCAACGAAACGUAUCUGGAAAUGGAAGCGGAGUCUAAGAGUAAUAGGUGAAAGACUAUCUACCCCUUUUGUGUCCCUUUUUUAAGGGAUCAGCUCCUUUUCAUUCAUUUUAGUUAAAAGGUAUUUUUGUGUACUGCUAAUAAGUGUUUAGAAAUUGGUUAUC
Molecule: messenger RNA, 1121 nt
Organism: Magallana angulata
Lineage: Eukaryota; Metazoa; Mollusca; Bivalvia; Ostreida; Ostreidae
Product: mannose-binding protein C-like
Exons: 5
Coding region: 1-798 (265 amino acids)
Source: RefSeq, a predicted model, not a curated record